AUGACGGGGGCUGGGCCGUCCACCGCGGGCGGGGACUCGCGGCCGUGGAUCGAGAAGUACCGCCCAAAGAGCCUGGACGAUGUAGCGGCGCAUGCGGACAUCGUAUCGACGAUUCGGAAACUCAUGCAGGAGGACAGGCUGCCGCACCUUCUGUUCUACGGCCCGCCCGGUACGGGCAAGACGUCCACGAUCCUCGCAGUGGCGCGGGAGAUGUACGGCACGUCGCUGUCCAACAUGACGCUCGAGCUGAACGCCUCGGACGACCGCGGCAUCAACGUCGUGCGGCAGGAGGUCCAGGAAUUCGCCUCCACGCGUCGCAUCUUCUCCAGCGGCUUCAAGCUGGUCAUCCUGGACGAGUGCGACGCCAUGACCAAGGACGCGCAGUUCGCCCUGCGCCGCAUCAUCGAGAAGUACACCCGCAACACGCGCUUCUGCCUCAUCUGCAACUACGCGUCGAAGAUCAUCCCCGCGCUGCAGUCCCGCUGCACGCGCUUCCGCUUCGCGCCGCUCCCGCGCGAGGCCGUCGUCGACCGCCUGCAGCACAUCGUCGACGCCGAGGGCGUCCAGAUCGACGGCCCGGGCAAGGAGGCCGUCAUCCGCCUCGGCGCCGGCGACAUGCGCCGCACGCUCAACAUUCUCCAGUCUGCCCACAUGGCGGCGGGCGCAAUGCCUGGCAUGCCCGCGAACGUCACGGAGGCGUCCGUGUACAGCUGCACGGGGUCCCCGCUGCCCGAGGACAUCGACGCCGUCGCGCGGCUGCUCCUGAACGAGCCCCUCGCGCACUGCAUGGCCGCAGUGAAGAGGGCGCAGCUUGACAAGGGUCUGGCGCUGCCGGACCUGCUCCGCGAGCUGCACCCGUUCGUGAUGCGCAUCAACAUGGGCGCGGAGGCGCAGGCGGACCUGGUCGAGGCGAUGGCGGACAUUGAGCACCGGCUCGCGUUCGGGACCUCGGAGCAACUGCAGUUAGGGGCGCUGGUCGAUGCCUUCGUGCGCGCGAGGGGGACGAUCCACGCCGCGGCCGCGUGA
Messenger RNA from Pedinophyceae sp. YPF-701, 1026 nucleotides. The record is from the annotation of a GenBank genome assembly. NCBI's taxonomy places the organism in Eukaryota, Viridiplantae, Chlorophyta, Pedinophyceae.